UGACUGUAUCCGUGCUUCCUUUUUCGUCUACUCAUUUGCCAAUGUUACGAUUCGGGUGUACGCAAGCAGGACAGUGCGGUAUCUUUAUAAUUUUGCUAUCUGAAAUAUUGAGAUAUUUUUUCACUGAUAUUAUUUAUAAUUAUUUAUGCAACUUUACGCAACACUGUCUUGUAUUGGAUUAUUCAUUAUUUAUAACUCGGAUAUAGCUUGCGCAAGAAAUUAAGUUGUGAUAAAAUUAUGUUUGGAAAAGUAUAACGCACAUGGCAAAUGAUUACCAACGAAAAACUAACAAAAAUCUUAAAUAUAUUUUGAAUAUCACACGCGCAACACAGAAAUUUACUUUAUAUGUAGCCGACGGCUGCUGGAUUAAACAUCUUUUCCAUGGAUCCGAUCAUGCUAGAAAACAGCAACAUUGAAAUUGGAGCACAAGCACAACAACAACAUCAACAACAACAACAACAGCAACAGCAACAUCAACAGCAAUAUGGAGAAGUAAAUCAGUUAGGAGGUGUAUUCGUAAAUGGUAGACCUCUUCCUAAUGCUGUCAGAUUGAGAAUUGUCGAACUUGCACAGUUGGGUAUCAGACCAUGUGAUAUUUCACGACAACUACGUGUCAGUCAUGGAUGCGUCAGUAAAAUAUUAGCACGCUAUCAUGAAACGGGUAGUAUUCUACCAGGCGCGAUUGGUGGUAGUAAACCGCGAGUAACCACGCCAAAAGUCGUGCAAUAUAUUAAACAAUUAAAGUUAAAGGAUCCAGGAAUUUUUGCCUGGGAGAUCAGGGAUCGAUUGCUAUCUGAUGGCGUUUGCGAUAAAUACAACGUUCCUUCAGUAUCCAGUAUAUCGAGAAUAUUGAGAAACAAAGUCGGCAUAACAACGACUAUGCAUCAUCAUCCGCAUCAUUCAGCUCACCAUCAUCAUCAUCAUCUUUAUGCGGCCGCUGCAGCAGCUGGUGCAGCUCUUUGUCCAGUGCCGUACCCACCGACACCAUAUCAUCCGACGGUGCCACCUUCCAUCACACAUCACCAUCAAGUUGGACCAUCACCAGCGAGUAAAUUGUCAUCAUCGUCGCCACCAGUUCAUACUAGCGGACAUCAAACGACGAGCAACAAUGUUCUUCAAUGGCCAAGUCCUCACACUGUACACGACAUUCUGGCUAACAACUGUAACAUACAGAAUUCUUCAGCAUCUCCUUCACCAACUUCGUCAUUAUGCUCUACAAUCAACAACAAUCAUCACAACCGUCAUAAUGAUAAUUCCACUAACAAUAAUAGCAAUAACAGCAAUAAUGAUAAUAAUAAUGAUCGUAGAACGUCAAGUUAUCUUCACUCACAUCAUUCUCACCUGGCACAUCAUCAUCAUCAACAGUAUUAUACUUCUGCAUUGUAUCAUCAUCACCAUCAUUCGGAUUCUAUGGCGGCAGCUACUAUAUCAUCCACUCUAUCUGUACAAUCUAUCAUGUUGCAAUCUUCAGGCACAAAUCAACCAACCAGUCCUUGCAACUAGAAGAAAGAAUAACAUUGUUUCAUAAACAUGAAAUUAUAAACAAUAAUUAACGUCAACGAUAAAUGAAUUUUUUGAUCACGUAUAAAUGUUUUUAAUAUAUUUUUACGCAUAGUAUAACAUUAUGGUAGAUCUGACAA
This is a messenger RNA of Camponotus floridanus (Florida carpenter ant), 1640 nucleotides long. RefSeq names its product paired box protein Pax-1. Lineage: Eukaryota; Metazoa; Arthropoda; Insecta; Hymenoptera; Formicidae. Gene Ontology annotation, molecular function: RNA polymerase II cis-regulatory region sequence-specific DNA binding; DNA-binding transcription factor activity, RNA polymerase II-specific. The record is from RefSeq and is a predicted model, not a curated record. Gene Ontology annotation, biological process: anatomical structure development; regulation of transcription by RNA polymerase II. The transcript has 4 exons. Bases 382 to 1503 code for a protein of 373 amino acids.